Molecule: messenger RNA, 5339 nt
Organism: Thalassophryne amazonica
Lineage: Eukaryota; Metazoa; Chordata; Actinopteri; Batrachoidiformes; Batrachoididae
Product: iporin
Exons: 11
Coding region: 781-4338 (1185 amino acids)
Cellular component (GO): cytoplasmic vesicle
Source: RefSeq, a predicted model, not a curated record
ACAAAGAUAAAGGUUUCUGUCCCCUCCUUGCUCUGACUUGCUCUCAGACAACUUCUGGCUCAUUCUUAGAUUCCUUGCCAGGAAUCUUUAGGAGCUCUUUGCAAUGACUUUGAGUUGCUUUGCGGAUAUGGGCCAUUCCAACUCAUUAUAGAAACUUUCCACAAUGUAUAACCACCUUUGAAAAAUAAAUUAUAUAUAUAUAUAAUAUGAAAUCUGUCUAAUGAAACAUACUUUUCUAUGUAUUCGAUUUUUUUUUUUUUUUUUUUUUUGGUACGUUUCUCCCUCCUCAUUGGUUGAUUCUGUCGUGACGCAGUCGCCAUGCUGCUCGUUGUGGAUCCGCUCUCUGUCUGUCCGGACCUCCGAGUCGAACCGGUUUCAUUGGUCACUUACAAAUUACAGCCAGACCUUAUCAACUUUUAAAUUAAUUUGUGUUUGCGCUUUUUUAAAAAACAAUUUUUUAAAGCAGGUUCAUAACCUCAGAUUGCUGCGUAACCGGAACACGUGAUUUUUUUUUCUCCCACAUAAAUAAUUUGAUAUUUUCGAACAUUUUGGACGUGAGCACGGAUUUCAGACACCCUGCAGAUUAGACACAAGAACAGGAUCUCAGACAGCAGGAUAUCUCAAAAACUUUGAAAGGAUUUCAGUGUGAAGAGGUGUGCUGUGUGUACAGGAAGAUGUGAUGAGAUUUUUCAUCAGAUCUGGAUAAAGGUGCAACUACAUUUCAGGCUUUCACUUUUGGACCAUGGAGAAGAUUGCCACCAUCCACUCUCCUCUCUGACAAUGAUCAGAGCAUCCAGUUUAUCAGGGGACACCUUGAUUGAACGCCACUUCCCUGUGGUUCAACUUCCCAAUUGGCAGCUUUCUGUCCAGUCCCUGUGCAGCUCAGCUAAGCGGUCUAGUCGGCCAUGCUCAAUGGGACUCACCCGUGCUGUCUCCCUGCCAGAGCAAAACUCACUCAACAGGAAGGAGACCUACAGCAGCAGCCGAAGGCAUGCUUCCAGUAGUUACAGCAGCCUCACUGAGGAGCGAGCAGAGGAGGAAGGAGGCAGCGACAGCAGCGGGAGGUAUGACUCCACCUCGUCACCAGAGGACAUCGGCUGCCACCUGAAGAAAGAAAGCUCACGUGUUGGAGGUAGUCUACGGCCACAUAACUCCUUCCUUCCCAAUGUAGAAUUUGAUGACGAUGAAGAAGAGGAAGACAUCGGUGGAGAUAAUCUGCACAAGUAUCAUGAGGACUCCUCUUUUUUGUUGCAUGGGAAUUCCAACUGGUCAAAUCACACAAUGCCAGUUACAGUCAUGGACAAUAUAUGGGGUGGUGAAGAAGCAACAUUGGGUGGAGAGAGUCCUGAUCACUUGGACUCACUGCAUACUGAACCCCAGUGCUUUAAUGGAGAGCAGGACUCACCCAAACUGAAGGAUAACAUGUUCUGCUAUGCUCACCGUCAGUACGCGUGUUCCUCCGAGCUGUUCUCCAACAGUCACCCAGAGUGUUGCACCGACUCUUCCUGUAAUAGUUCUGAUGGUGUACUGGUUAACUUCUGCGCAAUCUAUAACAAGAGCAACAACCCUGCCACACCUCAUAACCUCAGCAGUCCAGCAAUUGAACCUUCACAUUCCUCUGAGGGGGCUGUAUUCCUUAACCUCAAACCUGUUACUCCAACUCCAGCAGUGGUCCUCCAAGAUGGUGGCCUAACCAUCAACUCUCCCUCUAAAGAGGCGCCUGGCCUGACAGCUGCCCCUUGCUGGUCUCCUCAGAGUCUUGACCCUAACUGUAAUCUCUACACCCUGGAGCCACUGCCCAAGGGUCUCACAUCUCUGGAGGUGUCAGACCUGACAGCCUGCUUCCAAAGCAAGGCUACACUGGCCAUAGGCACCAACCAGAAGUACUACAAGCUUGUGACUUGUGACCUUUAUUCCCGGUCACCCAGCCCAGCUUGGUCCAGUCUCACCAGUUGCCCUGAAGGCCUGGGCCACAACACCACUUUUCCUCCCUGUGAGAGGUGUUUUGUUCAUCAAAAGAAAAAGAGACAACAAAAAAAAGUCCAGAAGUCUUCAGAUUUUCAGAUGCAGAGUAGAGCUCAGAGCACUAAAUGCCAAGGUACAAGCACUGCAUCCAACCGGCUAUCUGGAGUUGUGGACCAGGAGCACUGUGACAGUGGUGCAAAGGAAAAGACCAAGGCAAUGGGAGCAAGUUCACUGGAAAAUCCUGCAGUACGCUACAACAAGGCCCAGAGGCCUACAUCGCUGCCCAUCCAGCCCUUUGUUCUCGCCCCUGCAGGCAAACCUCCAUCCCAGUCCCAGCAUCUGGGCUGUCUUCUGGAACAGUACAUGAAUAGAAAGAGCAGCAAGUACAGCAGUUCUCAACCACGCUGCAAAUUUACAGGCAAAACCAGCUUUCAGGCUUCACCAAAGGGCAGCCACUGCUCCAUCUUCCCAGAGGCUCCUUCAAGCUCUGACACCUGCUCCACUUGCACCCCAAGCCCCGAGUGCUUCGGCCACAGACACAUCUGGAGCCAAGGACAUAAAAACCCACAUUCAUCCGAAAUCACUUCCAAUCCAACACAUACCAGACAGAAACCCACACUGGUUGAGGUUCAAAAUAACACAAGUUCACGCUCAGGCAAAACUCACACCGACACCUUUUUUAACUUGACCAACACUAAUCCUAAUAUGCCACUCUUUGCCAACCAAAAUCAGUCCAACAUUGUUAAAAUUCCAACUUGCCAAGACCUCACCUUUGAGAAGACUCGUGACAACACCACGUUAAAAAGUGAAACAAGUUCUAACCACUCCCAGUGUCAUGGCCCAUACAGUUCAUUGCUCUCAUGUACACCACCCACCUUACUUCUAACCACUGACACCACCCAUCCGUGCCCACAGCUUUCUCCUCCUAAAGUCUCACAGCUACAACAGAGGUCACCACAUGCUCAUGAAUCUGGCAUCCUUCUAGGUAGUUUUAGAACAGCCCUUUCCUCUGUUGCCCCAUUCAGCUCUUUGAGUUCUCUCCUCUCUGCUGACUCUGGGCUGAAUCCACAGCAAGCCCGGGACUCCCUUGGGAGUCAAAAUGAACACAGUGGGGCUAUGAUCAGGAGUGACAGGCCACCAUCAGAGUUCUGCCUCUCACCAGACAUGUCUUACGAGUCCAUAUCUAUCAGCCAUCUUCAGAGGAAAGGUUUGCUGAGGUCUGUCAGCAGGGCCAUGGAUUUGAUAAUGGCUCAUUUUGGCAGCAGUAGAGACCCAGAAGAAAAGAUACGUCUAGGAAACAGUUCUCAGAGUCCCACUAUUGUUGGUUUAGUCCUUGAACACUUGUGUCCGUCCAUCCAGAACAUUCUAGAAGAUGGACUUAGAGAUCACAAACUAGACUUCAUUAUCGGGCAGUGCCACAACCAUUCCUGGAGUGUGGUGGAAGUCUCAAUUAGGACGGGUCCAUCCACUCGAGUACUUGACAAGCUAGUCGCCAAAAUCAGACAGUGUCCCCAACUCAGCAGCCACUGCAUGAGACUGAGAGCCUUCAUCAUGGGUUUGCUUAAUUUGAGAGCUUUAGAAUUCUGGCUCAGCCACCUUCAGAGUCAAAAGGGUGUGGUGAAUAUGUACUAUCAUCCUUGGGGGUUUCUGGCCAUGUCAUUGGAGCGGUGCCAGCCUAUGUUUCAGGAGCUACUACUUCUACUGCAACCGCUCUCAGUGCUGCCCUUUGACCUCAAUUUACUCCUGGAGCACCGACUGUUACGUAAUAGACAGCUGUGUCCUGAAGAGCAGGGUGGAUCUCCACCUCCACCUUGCUCAGCCCUAUUAGUGACAAGCUGGCCCCAACUGCAAGCAGACAGAAUGACAGAUGGGAGGCACAGUCAUCACAAAACACAGUCUCCACAUUCACAUCACCAACUGUCUCCCACUGCUCAGCGUUCAAGUUGCCUCAAGAAGGAACAAGGAGAUACACAUACCAAAAGGAGUCCGUCAUCAGCUCAUGUUCCACAGUGCUGGCCAGUCGAUGUUAUGGAAGAGGAGGGCUGUACCCAAACUUGUGUUGAUACUUGGUCUCAAAUAAGUAUAGACAAAGAACAAGAUGAGGAAAGGGCAGAAGAACAAACCCCAACUGCAUCAGCCUGCAUUCAGUCUCAGAGUCCAUGUGCUGAGCUGCGAUGGGCCAAGCUCUUUGGAGCUUCUGCAGCUACUUCCACCAGAACAAACACAAUUCUUCACACUCACAGUGGGGAACAAGCAAAAAAACGGCCGUCUCAGUGGCUACAUUUGGAUCGGUCACAAUUUGGAUUGUUGGCUCAGUCCAUCAGGUCAAUGAAGAUAGGUGGAACUCAGACUGAUAAAGACCAGGACAACUGAAAACUACACCCUCUGUGGGAGGGAGGCACAGCUGAAACGUUUUAAUAUCGAGAACCAACAAACCAAUUUUGUUAAUUGGAACAAGUUGGUUUAGCAAAUAAAUGGAUGGACGGAUUUAUAAGGCUGUGAAUCAGCCAUGGUUGUUGUAUUGAUCAACAAUUACAAAAAAAGGUAAUCAUAUUAUCAGUUUAAUAGGGUCAUACACUGAAUCACAACAUGUUAUAUUUAAAUUGGUUUUGUGCUUAUUUCAUCAAUAUUAUUAUAUCAAUCAACAUGUUCAACAUCAAGACCAUGAUCAUGUUCUGUGAUUAAGCAUCACAACAUAUUCAUUUUGAUUACUAUUCCAGUUUUUAACUGCAGUGCUCCUAUGUUAUAUGAACAACUGCUGCAGAACAUGACUAUGUACUGUAUAAUACUAAUAUAAUAAUUGUAUACAAUUUGUUUCUAAGGUAUAACUUCAUGAUUGAGCAUUAUGCAGUUUUUUCUGAAUUAAGGCUUAAUCAAUAUGCAGACAUGAUUUAAGAUGGACAAAGGAGUUAUUAAUGCAACUAUUCUUACCUCUACCAAGCGACAGAGGAGGGCAUGUACAUAUAGAACUCUGUGAUGUCGUAAAAUAGAAAAAACAAAAGAAAAAAUUUUGAGGCAGGUCCAGAUCACUGCCAAAUUUUAAUCAACUCUUCUGACCUGUGGACAAUCGCACUAAAUUUUACUCUGAUAUAUUCCCUACUUUUGCCCUCGUCUGUUUGUUGUUGAAGGUCACGGUCAGUUGUCUUCAUACAGUUACCAGAUCUAUGCUGCCUCUGAUUUCACCGUGCACACUGAAGUGUGCACUUAUUUUAACUGUGAGAUACACUUUUCUUCAUAAUACAGCUUGAUAAAUGGGUGUAAAUGGCACCAUUUCUAUUUAAAGUCUACAGAAAGUAUUUUUAUUUUACCUUCUCUUGUUUUGUACUUCCUUGGUGUAUACGGGACCAUCUGCCAUUCCAGUGGUGCAAAAAAAA